Cylindrotheca closterium is the source of this 759-nucleotide messenger RNA. Lineage: Eukaryota; Bacillariophyta; Bacillariophyceae; Bacillariales; Bacillariaceae. The record is from the annotation of a GenBank genome assembly.
AUGUACUUCGAAAAUCCUAAUAUAUCCAACAGUUCGAGCCAUCAAGGAUCCACAGACAGAAUCUGGAGAGAGGACAAACCUGUUGGUGAAUCUUGUCAAAGUGGUCACGGCCCACACUUCCACAGCAUCAGCAAGGAAAAGACCAAAACGGCAGUAACCAAGCCGGCACUAUCAUUUGUCACCUUUGGAAGCUUUGCGGCCAUGGAACAAGCCCACCAGCUGAACUUCUUGGUCAAUGACAUGCUGGCAUUUCUGAACUUCCCCAUCAGACUCAACGAAUCCAACACAGCCAAUUUGAAGGGACUCUACGACACUGGAGGAUGCUGCAACAUGGGCAAGAAAGACUACCACCUGUCCAUCGCAAAACAACAUCCGCACCUUGUCAAACAGAUCUUUGACCUCCAGAAGAUCCGCUACGCUCCAAUCAAGAUCGGGGGAAUCAAAGACAGUGUGGAAAUUGACGUCAUCAUCAAAUACUUCAUUCCUUUUGAAAACGGACAGGGAGAGAAUCACACUUUGAUGAUAGGACUGACGGACGACCUUCCAAUCAACACACUUUGUGGAUUACCAUUCAUCCUAAAAGCCAAGCUGGUAGCUCAGUUCUACCGGAAUGCGGUCAUUUCCAACUUCUUCAACCAGGAAUUUGACCUCACAUUGGAAUGCCCGAGACUUCUCCCAACGGAGCAUGUGGAACGGAACCAAUCAUCGGAUCGCAAAGUAUUCUCGGUCAGAUUUGACACCACAGCCGAGAACCUUUGA